AUAUGCCAAAGAUUAGUGGAGGAUCAUGACAUUCAAGAUGUUGUGGUGAAGAUGACCAAAGAGUUUUUGACUAAUGAAGACGUUCUACAGGCAGGCCUUGUACUGCUGGCAGCUCUAUCCAAAGAAGAAAAUGUGAGAUAUUUUUUGGUGAAGUCAGGCUAUAUCAAUGACGUGGUGUCCUCUACGAUGCUGAAACUUCCGGCCAACGUAAAGAUACAGUUGGCAGGUCUCACCAUUGCAGAAAAUACUGUUCCAACAAUGUUGACCUCUGUCCAGGGUGGUAACCAAGGAAAAACAUGGCUAAAAAGUGUGUACUAUUCGAUGUCCAAACACAUUGAGCAGGUGGAUAUUCAAGUGAUGUGCAAUAAACUGCUUGUGAAGCUGAUAAAACAUUGCCCUGAUUUGUGCCGAUGGAUUGGAGAAGACCGAGAGGAGCAGGAAGAUCCUAUCCAUACCCUUGUCCUGGGAACCCUGCUGAUGUAUGGCAAAAACAAGGAUAUUUGUGAAUCUGCAUGUGAUGCUAUAUACUGGCUGUGUGCUGACAAUGAAAACAUUUGCAAGCUGUUGAUGGACAAGAAUGCUUAUAUUGCUGUUGUGGAGCGGUUGAAAUCUCUGCGUCACGAUCCCAGAAUUGUGGAGGCAUGCUGUAAAGCUUUGCGGGGACUCUGCAUCUUCAGCGAAAAGAAUAAAGAGCAGGUGUCUGAUUAUAACGCCUUGUCUUACCUCAUCCCUUUGAUUGAGUCAUAUGCUCUAGACCUCGGGGUCCAGCUGGAAAUAUUCUCUUUAAUUGCAUGUCUUGCAGAUGUCAGUGAAGUAAGGAAUCAGUGUGUCAGAGAAGGUGUUCAGCGUAAGGUUCUGGCUGCCAUGGAUACAGUGCAACAUAGUCCAAUCCUCCAUGAGGUCGCAAUAGAAACUCUGACAGUGUUAUGUGGAGCAGCCAGUGGGCCACAAGUUUUAAACUACUCGGAGUCACUGAGGCGUGUAGUCAACACAAUGACACUGUUUCCUAACAACGUUUACAUACAGAAGAAAGGGCUGAUCUUGAUGCAGCUACUGUCUGAUGAAAACCAGCUGGAAUUGGAGGACCAGUGUAGGAGACUUGCUAAAACGGUUGAUGAAGCAAUGAGCCGUUUUCGCUCCAACCUCUCGAUUCAGGCAGAGGGAUGUGUGGCAUUACAGCUUCUUUCAGAGAAGAGCAAGUUGAUGAGUUGUGUGAUUGUUGAGCAGGGUUGUCAUCAGACACUGUUCCGUCUUCUCUCCCAGACAGAUGAUAGUAGUGGAAUUCCAGACCUAGCCAGUGAGUGUCUGUAUAACCUUGGCACUGUGGGAAACCUAAACUCAAAAAUGCUGCUUUCCAUGUGUGAGAGCGGCCCUCUUGAGGCUGUGGAAUGUCUUGUGGAGCUUGGAGCUGAUGUCAACUAUGGCCAAGGCAGGUGUGCCCCACUCUGCUUGGCGUGUCAGAGGAAUGAUGAAGAUAUGGUCAGGUUUCUCCUCCGACAGGGUAUCUCUGACAUACAGACAGCCUUAAAGUUGAGCAUGGACAACAAGUCACAUGUGAUCACGGGACUCCUGCUAAAAUAUCUGGGCCAUGAUCGCGAAGGUGGCAUUGUGUCAUGGGGCAACCUUGGGCUGGGUGACCUUCAGCCGGAGUGGUUGGCCCCCACUGUAGUAGAGGAACUGAUUACACCAGAAAUGUCCGAUGCUGGGCGCAAAAUGGCAGUAAAGGUCAAAAGCAGUGAAGAAAGAAUUGAGAAGCGGCUGCAUUUUCUGAAAGACAAGCCACUUCUGCUGGAUCAUACCUUAUAUCGAUACCCCAGGGAAAGAUUAGAGGGAAUUGGACAUGCUCUGUCUAACACUGAUCUAGGAACCAUAGGUUCCAGUCCCACCACAAAGAGACUUGACCUUCCAACUACAAAGAGGCCAGGCAUUAAGAGACUGUUUGCCCCUAAGCGGCCUAGGGGUGGAACAGGGGACUCAAGUCAGACUCGAGAAAGCACACCUGUCGGGACACCUACAGAGGAGAAAUACCUUUUGUUGGAUGAAGGAGAUGUAUACCCCAGCUUCAAGCUAAUGGAUGGCGAGUAUGAAGACUGGAAAAACACCACUCUAUCUGGAUCCAAUGUGCCCUACAGCCUGAAUGAUCCCAGGCUGACCCCAGACCAGACAUUCCUCCCUGUGACCAUCAGAGCUGUUCAGGCAUCGUGGAAACGCAAGGAUACUUCUCCAGAGAGUAACCCAUUGCUGGCAGAAUCCAGCCUCUUUCUCAAUCUAACGGUGUCGGCAGAGUCUGGGUACUUCUCUUUGAGUUCCAGCAUGGGGCGCCCAAGGAGAGGAAGAAGAAGAGCCAUGGCCUGUGGCAGGCUUUGUGAAUGUUGUCGGUUGAGGCCUAGUCUACCAGCUAUUCCCACAUUCUCUGAGGUACCAGCCCCUGCCAAGAUAUUCAGGCAAAGAAGGGCAUCAAGAGGUGCCCUAGGAAGUAUUACAGAGAGGACAUUUGAAGAGCUCUCCGCUGAUUUCAGAAGGAAGAAACAAGAUGGUUCUGAUCCAGAACUGCCAAUAACAGGUCUACCAAGAAGGUCAACAUUCCUGGUUCCUGUUCCAACUUCAAAUGUCAAUCCAGAGGAAGAUAAUGUGAACCGAAAAAGAUCGAACACUCUAGGAUCUUUGCCUUCGUUUGCACCUGUGGAGACCAGAGUCACCUGCCUGGAUGUUUCAGCCAAUAACAUUCGCUCCUUGUCUUUCCUGGUCCUUGCUGGCUCUGGACUUCUUGAGAGCAUGAACUCUUUAGAAAAACUGGAUCUUAGCAAAAACUACCUUGAAGACGUACCAAGUGAAUUCCUCAAGUAUUUGACAGAACUGAAGUGUCUGGAUUUGAAGAGUAACAAUCUUGACAUUUUUCCCAUGGGAGUGUUUCAGUGUGCAUCAUUGACAAUUUUGGAUUUGUCUCACAAUAAGAUUUCACUCAUCAAUAGUCACAUGUUUGGAGUCUCUUUUGCUAUCCGAGAAUUGAACUUGUCUUACAACCAGCUUCCUGAGUUCCCAAUGUGGGUAGGAGAAUGCAUGCCUGGCCUUGAGAAAUUGUUCUUAGCUGGGAAUAAAAUCCAGAGUUUGCCUGAAGCACCAUUGAUGUUGAAACGCUUAAAAAAGUUGGAUUUUUCCCACAACUACAUCAGACAGAUUCCAGAAGUAUUUCUCUCAGAGUGUAACCGUUUGGAGAUACUUGAGGCCAUGAAUAACCAACUCGAGAAACUGCCCAGUGAGGACAUUGCCAAAAAUUUAGUCCGACUAAACAAGCUCUGUUUAAGUAAGAACAAUCUGUCAGAAAAAGAGCCUCUGUUUGUGCCAAAGUUCAUCUUGGAACUUCCAAGCUUGAGAUCCGUGAAUCUGACUGAGAAUGGAUUACAAGGAUUACCUCCCCCUGGUUUAUGGAAGACUUCGCUAUUGAAGGAGCUGAUGGUUUCUAGAAAUAACAUCAAAGAGUUGAAUCUGGAGAACUGUGGAAAGGCUUGGCCAUGCCUCGAGACAUUUCACAUUGCGCACAAUCAGUUGUCUGAGCUUCCAAAGGAAAUUGGCAAUUUGACAUCAUUGUCAUCAUUGUUUUUCAACCACAACAAAAACUUGACAACUUUGCCUGAUGAACUGGGUAGAUGCUCUAAACUAUGGGAGAUGCCCUUAGAUGGUCUUAUGUUGGAUUUGGACCAAGCUUUGCUAAGGUCUAGGGUCAAAGAUCUUAUCAUCUAUCUUCAUCAUAAACUCAAAAAGGCAAGACGCCAUUACCGCAUGAAGAUGAUAGUGGUUGGAUAUGGGGGGAAAGGGAAGUCCAGUUUACUGCGAUCCGUGGUGAGGAAGAAGCAGCCUGACAAGAGCGUAGCCACUGUGGGGAUAUUGGUGGGCGACUGGAAAUAUGAACGAAAGACAAGAGAAGGAAAAGUGCAACAGUACACGCUGAGUACUUGGGAUUUUGCAGGCCAGGAAGACUUCUACAGCUCCCAUCAGUGUUUUCUCUCCAACAGAGCACUUUAUCUUGUGGUUUAUAAGAUAAAUGGAGGAGAUAAAGAAAUUAAUCAGUUGAAACCAUGGCUGCUGAAUAUCCAGUCUCGAGCACCUGGCUGUCCUGUGAUUGUCGUUGGCACCCAUGUUGAUCAGCUGCCAUCAGAUAGUAGAGGAGAGGUAAUACAGGAUAUGCGAGAGAAAAUUGGAAAGCUCAUCACCAAUCCAGGAUUUCCGCAGCUCAGUGGACUGAUUGAGAUUGAUGCUACAUCCCGAGACUCCUCCUCCAUGGACAGAUUACGGAACGUCAUCAAAAUGGUUGUUGAUGAGUAUAAAAUCCGAGGCCAGCCUGUGAUGGGACAGAAAAUCCCAGCAAGUUAUGUGAGGUUGGCUGAGCUGAUAACAGAAGAAGCCAAAAGUCUCUCCACAAGUUACCCGGUGAUACGACAUAACAGGAUGAAGAAGAUUGUGAAGCAGUCAGAGUUAGACAUGGACGAAGAGGAAUUGCAACAGGCAGUCCAUUUUCUUCAUGAGUGGGGCAUUCUGAUCCACUACAAUGACACAACACUGCAGCUGAAGGACUUGUACUUCAUAGACCCUGGUUGGUUGUGUCGUAUGAUGGCACAGGUUGUCACUGUGCGCGAAAUCAACCCCUUCAUUACCAAGGAUGGUCUGAUGAAAAAGUCAAAUGUGAAUAUGCUGUUCACCGGAAGAGCAGUAGAUGGAGAGGUCCAUUACACUUAUCCCCCCAGUCUUAUUCCUCAGUACCUCAGACUUUUGGAAAAGUUUGAGAUAGCCUUACCUCAGAAUGAUGAAGAUCUGCUUAUUCCAUGCCGGUUGCCAGUGCAGAGACCAGGAAUCACAAUACCAAAGUCAGAGAAAACAGGUCGGAUAACCAGAGAGUAUCACAUGCCGUACAUUCCAAUGGGAUUCUGGGCCAGGCUACUGGCUAGACUCAUUGUAUUCUGCCACAAAAUGGCCGAAAAGAAUUCUAUGGUGUAUUGGAGAGAGGGUAUUUAUGUCCACUGGUCAGAUGAUAAAUACUUCUUGUUGCAACCCAGUGAUGGUGACAAGGACUUCUUUAAGAUUCUGGUGCCAGCUAGCCGUGGAGGUAGCAGUUUAAUGGGUGUUGUUGUUGACCAUGUGGAUGCCCUAAUCGAGGAAUGGUUCCCAGGUUUGACAACAGUUGACCCCAUUGGGAGAGAACUUUUGCAAAAGUUUGUGCCCUGUAGUUUUUGUAAAGGGACUGAGCCCCACCUGUUUCCAUUGGGUGACCUCCUGGAAAUGGCUGACUCUCAGAAAACUGCAUUUUGUCCAGUUCACAAUGGAGAAGUGCCAUUAUCUUUGCUGGCUCCAGACAUUAUGCUGAGUGACAUGGAGUCAAAGUUCAAGCUUAACCUAGACCAGUUUAUCUAUGUUCCCAGCCCACAGUACCUGAUUGGAGAUGGAGGGUUUGGUUCUGUUUACAGCGCACAGUACAGAGGACAGGUGGUAGCUGUGAAGACAUUCAACUUUUUGAUUGGCGAGAUCCACCCGCAUAAGCUGUUGAGGCAAGAGGCCACCAUUCUCAGUAAACUCCGACACCCUGGUGUAAUCUCCCUGUUGGCAGUAGAGAUAAAGCCAAGAGUAAUGGUGAUAGAGUUUGCUCCCCUUGGCUCUCUGGGAGGACUUCUCAAGGCACACCACACUCUGAGCCGUGGACUUCAGCAUCGGAUUUCACUGCAGGUAAGCGAAGGCCUGGCUUAUCUCCAUGACAACAUGAUCAUGUACAGAGACAUGAAGCCAGACAACAUUCUGCUGUUUAAUCUGUCACUAAGCAACCAGAUCAAUGUGAAACUGUCAGACUAUGGUAUCUCUCGAUUGGCUACGCUGUAUGGACUUACUCUACAAGAAGGAACUCUGGGAUAUCGUGCUCCAGAGGUUGCACGUGGAGAGACAUAUUCUUUCUCUGCUGAUAUCUUUUCACUUGGCAUCACGUUGUAUGAGCUGAUGUCAGGAGGCAAUCACCCAUUUGAAGAGCUGGAGUACCGCUGUGAGAUGGAUAAAGCUAUUGUCGAGGGUAAGCCCAUUCCUCCCCUGAAGGUAACAGCAUCCUGGCCGGACAUGCAAGAUCUGGUGACAGACUGCAUCCAACAGAUCCCAGAUCGAAGGCCCCUGUCUCGCAUGGUCUAUGAGAGGUUAACAAGCCCGGAGUUGUUGUGUUUAAAGCAAGUCAUUCCCAUAUCGACAGGGGUCACUGUGGAAAGUAUUGCUAUUCGGUCCAGUGGGGAAGACCGGCUGGAGGCAUGGAUAGGGAGCGGAGACAAGGACUGUGUCCAGCUCUCCUGGAUCAGCCUGGCAGGCACUAAGAAGGAUGUUCAGGGCAUGAUAUUCAGUGACAGUCGGAUUCUGUGCUUGUUGGCUCUGGGGCCUGGCCAUGUGUUAGUAGGCACACAGUCAGGGCGAGUGUGGGUGUAUGAUGCCUGUCAGUACAGGUGCAAACAUUCCUUACUUCAGCUCACUGAUGCUGUACUCUGCAUGCAGGUGGUUCAGGGAAACAAUGGAGAAGAGAGUUUGCUAGCUGGAUUGGCUGAUGGAAAAUUAGCUGUGUUUCCAGUAUCUGAAGUCAUACAGAAUGCUGAUACUAACCCUACCAUGUUUGACUUGGGGCAUGAUUAUGAGCCAAUCAAAUGUAUUUGUCAGCAUAGCGGAAAACUGUAUGUGUCUUGCGGGUCGAAUCUCUUCUGCCUGCGCUAUGACUUCAAGGUUGCCAUUGAGACCAUGUGGAAGACAACAGGAGAAAGUAACAACAGAGGAAGUACUAUCACAAACAUGGUAAUGGGGAAGUUUCUGUUCAUUUCCAAGAAGGGAUCAAGUAUUGUUGAAUCUUGGGAUGUUGCAAGAGAGAAACUCAGAGACAUGGUGGACAUUAUUAGUGUACUCGGGCUUGUUGAAGACAUUGCUGAUGUGGCAAGAGUGACUUCUCUUUGUCUUCAAAACAACAAGGUGCUAUGGGUGGGGACAGGCGGAGGUCAUGUGAUUCUACUGGAUGGAGCCACGCUGAAGCCACUUAUCGUGACACAUCGAUAUACAAGCUCAGUGCGGUGCAUUUCUGUGACAAGACCAACAGAAAACUUCAAAUCAUCCAUUGUGUUAACUGGAGGCCUUGGUUUCAGAAGCACAUCAAAGUUUGACAUUGCCAGAGAGGACCAGUUUGGUUGCUUGGCAGUGUGGGAUGGAGAUUUUGCUAACCAGAUCAAAAGUAUGAGAGAGGAUCUGAAGAAAAGACAAGACUUGGUGGAGAAAUAUGCUAAUCAGACAGAAUAAAGACAGUUGAUGUUAGAAUUUAAUCUUUCGUCCAACGGACACAUUGUACAGGUAUAAAGGCAUAAUGUACCAAGGCAUUACAUUUCUGGGCUGACAGUCAACAGUCUAUGGCAGAGGCAAAUAGGGUUGGGGAAAUAAUUUACUUUUAUGUGCGUUGUACCUGGAUUUACCUGUAUGCUGCUUUAUAAUUUAUGAUUUGAUGCACUACAGUAGCCCUAACCCCUCUGUCUAGCCACAUGAAGGUAUUGAUGUUAUUUCUGAAGCUGGUCUUCAUUAGGGGUUCAAGCCUUUUAAAAUAGCACAGUACAUUGAUCUUCUCUGCUGAUUGUUGCCUAUAUGUAAUGUCUGAGAGAUUUUGAAAACUGAAACCUUCUACAGCUGGGAUUGUUUCAGAAUUGUCAAAUGCCAAUAACUUUUACAGAAAUGGACAGGAAAGAUACAAUUUUUAUUAUUUCUCUGUUAAUCAUGCAGUGAACUUCUGGAUCUGUAAAUUUUGCAUAAUUAGACACAGGCAAAGCACUGAGAGUUUUGUGUCAGCAUUUGUGAGUGUAGGAUGUAGGAUGAACAUUUCACCUGUGUUACUGAUGUUGCCUUGGCCCACAAAGAUUUAGUGAUUAGCUAAAAUAUUAGCUACAUGUAGAAUUUUUCCUUUGGUCUACAUGUGUGUAGGUGUAUAAAGAACACCUUGUUUAAUUGUGCAAUAUACGUGUAACAGUAUAGCUUCAAAAGCUUUUGCAAAAUAUCACCCAUGUAUUUAAAAUUUCCUGCAUGUUCAACUGUACCAGAAGUUAAAACACCUGGAUGAACAUUUUCUGAAUGAAAAGUACAUGUAGCUUCAUCCUUUGGGGGGAAUAUUUUACCUGUAUUCCUGAGUAUCUUAUUCCAAAGAAUGGUUUGUGACCUUUUUUUUAUGUUUUUUUCCCUAGUAAAUUGGUCAAGUUUUAUGUCCUGCAAAAUGUAUUGAUCAGCUAUACAUGCGUAAUGUGUGUAAAAAAUUGCUCUGGUUGAAUUUGUGGGAAUUACAUGUACCUUUUUUUUUUACAUCUUUUUCUCAUGCAUGUUUUUCAAAUCUACAUGUUUUAGAUUUGUAGCAUGGUAACUAUGGAAGUUGCUGAAUUAUGUAUUUUAUUCUUAUUGUAUACUGGAGACAUUUUUACAGUACAUAAUUGUAUUCAUUAUUCAAGAGGUAACCUGGUAGCUGUCCAAAACUUGGUGUUUAUGUGAAUUAUUCGGUUAAUUACUAUUUCUGAGAUUGUGAUUUUCUAUAUGAAGUAGAUGUUAUCAAACUUUUUAAUUCAACAUAGAAAUGGUAGUAGCAAAUGAAGGUUGGGGCUCUUUGUGAAAACUUAGUGCUACAUGUAGUUUAUAGCUCCAGUCUUUAUGGGUUCUCCAUUGUCACAAUAAAGUUCUUAUAUUAAAUGGAUUUCACAGUAACAUUUAUUUAUAUAUGUGUACCGGUAGUUUACUUAUGAGGCUUAUUUUUUUAAGGCUCUGUUGUUCUAUAUGUACGUUGCAUAAUGGGUUUUUUUUUUUUGAGUAAUAUAUUUCUUCAGAUACUUUAUCGCAAAUACUUCUUUCAGUCAGUUUGCUGAGUGUGUACAUGUCGCUUUUAUUAAUUUCACAUGGUUGUUGAUCUUGCCUCUGUGCCUCGAGAGAUUUUGAUGUAAAAAGUUAAGUGUCUGACAUUUUUAACCAGAUAGUUAUUAGUCAUAUGGUUUUUGAGGAUCAUGAAAUGUUAUUUGAGCUGAGAAACACCUGUGAUGACCAGAGUGCUUACAUGCCAUCUAUAUGCCUGAUUUUACUCUGAUUUUGUUUUUACUUUGCAUGUACUAGGACUUAAAGAACUGUAAGGACAUGUGAGUAAAAUAAAUUAAUAUGCCAGAAAGGAACAGGUAAUCUUGGUAGAAUCCUCCUUAAUAAUAGAAGCCAUGUAAAUGAAAUGGGUGCAAUGGAUACAGGAAAUUGUAUAUGCCAUCAUAAAAAACUUUCAGUCUUAUUUUCCUCUGGGAAUAUUUUUAAUUAUUUUGGUUAGAUUUUAAGUUUAAAUGAUUUACCCUCAAGUGCUAUUUUGAUUACAGUUUUGUUGCCAUAAACACUUUACAUGUAAGUACUGAAACUGUGAUGCAAGGCCUCCAGAGCUUAAUGCAGACAUGCAUGUACCAUAUUCCAUUGGAAAAUGGCCUAUUAUGUAAUGGAAUGAUAAAGCUCGUCACUGAAUGUCUGUAUUCUUCAUUGGUCAAAAGAUGAAUUUGCUUUCAGUUAAUUUUUUUUAUAUCAUUUACAUUUUUUUUUAAUUGUGCUCAUACAUUUUAUUGCCAAAGAUUCAUGUACUGAAAUAUAUUACUGUUCCAUUUUAUACGUACUAAAGCAUAUACUUUGAUCUUUUUUUGGGGGGGGGGGGGAUGAAAAUAUGCCAUAUUGUGCUUGUAUAAUUUUUGAAUUGCUGCAUUGUAUAUGUGGUAGAUGCUCCAAUACAACUGUGAAUUCAAUUUUGUUCUAAGGACAUGCUUAAGCAUGCAUAUGCAUGGUUGAAAUAAAUACAGCCUUACUUGCCCAAU
This is a messenger RNA of Liolophura sinensis, 9854 nucleotides long. Its product is annotated as leucine-rich repeat serine/threonine-protein kinase 2-like. NCBI's taxonomy places the organism in Eukaryota, Metazoa, Mollusca, Polyplacophora, Chitonida, Chitonidae. Gene Ontology annotation, molecular function: GTPase activity; GTP binding; protein kinase activity. The record is from RefSeq and is a predicted model, not a curated record. Gene Ontology annotation, biological process: protein phosphorylation.